Messenger RNA from Gordionus sp. m RMFG-2023, 743 nucleotides. RefSeq names its product small nuclear ribonucleoprotein-associated protein B-like. Gene Ontology annotation, molecular function: RNA binding. The coding region runs from base 133 to 606 and encodes 157 amino acids. Gene Ontology annotation, cellular component: U4/U6 x U5 tri-snRNP complex; U2-type prespliceosome; cytoplasm. The transcript is spliced from 5 exons. Lineage: Eukaryota; Metazoa; Nematomorpha; Gordioida; Chordodea; Parachordodidae. Gene Ontology annotation, biological process: mRNA splicing, via spliceosome. The record is from RefSeq and is a predicted model, not a curated record.
AAUAUUAAAUAAUAUUACUGUAUGUUCAAUAUAAUUAAAAAGAUAAAAAUAUUAAAAUUAAAUUUAUUACUAAAAUAUAAUAUCUUAGUCUGACAUUUUUUUUUUCGUCCAGUAUAUUUAAAAUUUAAAAGAAUGGGCGGAGGACGUGGAAAUAAAAUGAUAAAUUAUAUCAACUACAGGAUGAGAAUUACCUUCCAGGAUUCUCGAUCCUUCAUAGGAACCUUUAAGGCAUUCGAUAAGCACAUGAAUGUGAUAUUAGGCGAUUGUGAGGAAUUCAGAAUUAUUAAAACGAAAGAUGAAAAUCAACCUGAGAAGGAAGAAAAGCGCACUUUAGGAUUGGUUUUGCUUAGAGGAGAAAAUAUCGUCUCUGUUACAGUUCAUGGCCCUCCUCCUCCAGAAGACAGUAGGCCAAAAGUUCCUAUUGCUGGUGUUGUUCCACCUGGACCUGGAAUGGGUAGAGCUGCUGGCAGAGGUAUUAUUCCACCAAUGCCGGGUGCACCACCAAUGAUGGGCCUUCAAGGUCCUGUGGCUGGAUUAGGUGGUCCACCACCACAAAUGAUGAUGCCACAAGCAAGAGCUGGUCCACCUCCAGGCAUAGGAAUGUGAAUUAAUUAUAUAUUAUCAUUUAUAUUCAUUUAUUGUAAAUUUUGUAUAAUUAUAGUAGUACCAUACUUUAUGAUAUUAAAUUAGUUAAUAAAAGCAAUCUAUUAUUUUAAAUUAUAUAUAGAAUGGCCAUUUAAAUG